Molecule: messenger RNA, 1556 nt
Organism: Bicyclus anynana (squinting bush brown)
Lineage: Eukaryota; Metazoa; Arthropoda; Insecta; Lepidoptera; Nymphalidae
Gene: c12.1
Product: protein CWC15 homolog
Exons: 5
Coding region: 280-933 (217 amino acids)
Biological process (GO): mRNA cis splicing, via spliceosome
Cellular component (GO): catalytic step 2 spliceosome
Molecular function (GO): RNA binding
Source: RefSeq, a predicted model, not a curated record
GAUGUGUGAUGUUGUCAAUUUAUUAAUAAAAGUAUUUUUUAUGAAUCUGUGAAUCAAUCAAUUGUCAAUGUCAAAUUUAGAAAUUCUUUAAAAACAUUGUUGCAAAUUGCAUUGCAGCUAAGCUAAUAAAUUAUUUUCAUAAGUAAUUGAAGCUUUAUAAUUUAAUAAAAAAGAAAUCAUAAAUCGUUUUAUAAAUUAAAAUUUUUAGAUUUCCCGAGAUAAAAAAUUGUAAAAGGUUUUAUUUACAAGGCUUUGUUUUGACGAUUUCCACAUCAUAAAAUGACUACUGCAGCUAGACCAACUUUUGAUCCAGCGAGAGGUGGCCAAGGCCGAGGAGAAAAGGACCUAAGUGCUAUUUCCCGUCAGUACUCAAGCAGGGACCUCCCGGGACAUACCAAAUUGAAAUACAGGGAACAAGGCCAAGGUACUACAGAUGAGCUGCGUUCAAGAGAUUUCCGUAAAGAACUUGAUGAGAGAGAAAAGGAAAUUAAAGCCCCUAAUGCUAGAAGGCAGUUGGAGCCAUCAGUGAAAAGGUUGAAGACUGAUCAAGUACCUGCAGCGAGUUUGGAUGCUGAUGAUCCUCUUGAGGGGGACUCUACAGAUUCCGAGGACUCUGAUGAUGACACAGCAGCCUUGUUGGCAGAGUUAAAUAAAAUAAAGAAGGAGCGUGCUAUUGAACAGGCUAAGAAGGAAGCUGAGAAGAAACAAGAAGAGGAGCGGAUAAGAAUGGAAAAUAUAUUAUCAGGAAAUCCCUUGCUAAAUUAUUCUGCAGCAGGACAGAAGAAUGAUUUAAAGGUAAAAAGAAGAUGGGACGAUGAUGUUGUCUUCAAAAACUGUGCACGCACAGAACCUGAGAAGAAGCCUAACACUUUUAUCAAUGAUUCUCUACGUUCUGAAUUCCACAAAAAAUUCAUGGAAAAAUAUGUGAAAUAGUGUCUCUUUAUUAGGAUAUACAUCUUAUUGGUGAUAUCAGUUAAUAGAACAUAUUUUCCUUUAAUGCCUAGUUUUGUAUUUUUUUUUAAUGCUUUUUCAUAAUUAUGGCUCAUAAAAAGUUGACGACACUGUUUGUGACACACAUAACACAGGUCCGUGCGGGUCUGGGGUUGUGUAGCGAUGAAUGAAAAACGACGGAAAUGAGUUAAAAAGGACGGAAUAAAAAAAUGUUCCUUAGAAUUACUUAUAGGUACGGUAGAUGAUAAGUUAAUAAUGUUUCAUCAUUGCUGACGCGGCUUUAGUAUCAUAUCAAAGCGCCUGGCCAAUGCUUUGCUGAUUCACUACUACAAUCAUAGCAAAACUGAUAUCACUAACUACUGUACUAAAAGCUGAUGAUCUUUUCUUUGUAUUCAUUAUUUUUUUGUAUUUAAAUAAUUAAAGAUAUGUUUAGGUACACUAGUAUAAUUUAAAUUUCUACUUUAAAUAUUCUAUGAUUUUGUCACUGGUAAAAUAAUCUGCCUGUGUAUUAAAUAAUUCUGUAGGUAAUAAAGCCAAACUUAGUAAUAUUUGGCGUUAAUGUAAGUUUAGUAAAUUAGUUCAAUAAAUUAUAAGAUUUUAAAACA